Quercus lobata is the source of this 849-nucleotide messenger RNA. RefSeq lists its product as uncharacterized. Gene Ontology annotation, cellular component: plasma membrane. The record is from RefSeq and is a predicted model, not a curated record. The transcript has a single exon. Lineage: Eukaryota; Viridiplantae; Streptophyta; Magnoliopsida; Fagales; Fagaceae. The coding region runs from base 46 to 702 and encodes 218 amino acids.
ACACAACACAAUCAUCGAUACAUUGUUAUUGCUUGAGAAAAAUUAAUGGAUCGCUGCAUUCCAUUUAAGAGAAGCAAGAGCUGGUUUAUAGACUUCCAAUAUGACCCAAUAACGGACAAGACGGUCGAAGUCCGAAACAUUCUGUUGAUAGUUGCAACUCUAAUUGCAGCAGUGACUUUUCAAGCUGGGGUUAACCCUCCCGGUGGGGUUUGGCAAGAUAAUACGAAUCACGCUUUAUGUGAAGCAAAACGUGCUCAAGGGAAUUGGACAGACCCUCCAUGUGAUAAAUCACAUGUUGCAGGGACGGCCAUUUACGCGUCUCAAACAGACCCCUUCUAUGUUUUCUUGGUUUUUAACACUGUGGCACUUUCCACUUCGGUUCUUGUCAUUAUGUCUCUCACAUAUAACUUCCCUUUCCAUUUAGAAGUAUUUAUUGCCACAGCUUCAAUGCUUGUAACUUACGGAUCGGCCAUAUUUUCCGUCACACCUCAUGAAUCUCAUAGAUUUCGGUACGUCCUGACUGCAGCUGCUUUUCCUUUUGUGCUACGAGGUUUGAUUUAUAUGGUCAAGUUCAAAGCACAUGCAGAUCAAGAACAACAGAUCAAAAAUUCAGAACAAGAGAAUCUGUGUGACAAAUGUAGAAGUGGGAAUUUCUGCAUAAAAUGUAGAGAGGAGAUUCCCAAAAAUUCAGGAAGCGUCUAAGUUUGAAUUUCCAUCAGUUGUAUCAAAAAUAAAGUUCAGAAGACGUCUAGCAUGUUUCGAUUCUGUAUUAUUAUGCCAUAAAACUGUCGUGGGACAGCUGCUAUAGCUAUGUACAAAUUUGCAUGGGUCUGUUUGAUUUUGCUUUUU